Molecule: messenger RNA, 1230 nt
Organism: Bacidia gigantensis
Lineage: Eukaryota; Fungi; Ascomycota; Lecanoromycetes; Lecanorales; Ramalinaceae
Exons: 2
Coding region: 1-1230 (409 amino acids)
Source: RefSeq, a predicted model, not a curated record
AUGGAUAUCUUUGCUUAUGCGCUCGAUGGCGGAUAUGGGCCACUGGACAUUGAAGUACCAUUCCUUGCAACCUAUCCUGUGGAUGACCUGGAUUUCGAAACCUUUCCAAUUCGAAUGGGCUUCUCUAUGCGACCUAACUUGGGAUUCUCGGAGCUGCAAUUGACGCCCAGUCAUGACUACGCGGAGUAUACCGGAUUUUUGCAGUCAUGGCUGUACUUCCAAUUUGCUAAGACGGUCUGUCGAGAACUUGGAAAGGACUUCGAACUAUCCGAUCUACUUGUGCAGCCGCAAAAUGGUAGAUCAACGGUCACAGCUGCCCCACUAGUCUUUGAAAAGUUUACAGAAGGCCGCAAAGACUUCAACUAUCGCACGCUCUUUCCGACCAUCCGAAUGCUCCUCCAUCACGCUGCUAUCUUUGACUUUGAAGACCCGGAAUGUGCUCUCAGAUCUGAAGAUCGUAGUCGAAUCAUUCUUUCAAUCAGGUAUCUCGCCGACAUUUUAGUACAAUAUGGACGGAUGGAUAAGUCCACUACAGACCCUGUAGGCAUGUCAAAAGAUCGCUUGCAGAGUGAUAUAUCAGAGCAACGGCUCCUACAUCCCAACGCUACGGAGAUCCCGCCUUCUACAAUGAUCAUGAAGAGCUACCUUGAAUCUAAUGGCUGGUGCCCUCUGGACCUAAUCUUUCGCUACGUUCUAGAUUUGGAAUCACAUUGGGCGGCCAGUGAUCUGAAGGAAAAGCAAGAAGGCGCCAAACCUAAGAGUGUAAGUUACGCAAGGCACUUGUUGUCGCGCAAGAGAGUCACGGUUUGGAUUGACGCAAUCUGUGUGCCUGUUCUUGACCCCCGUGAUCGUGCGCGAUCCGCAUCGAUGAAACAACGUGCCAUCAAUCUAAUGACACCGAUAUAUGCAAAUGCAGCAUACGUUCUUGUCUUGGAUCGGAACAUUAAGCAGCUGACCGAAAGAGAACGUGGAAUCAAGUACUUGAAUCGGGACCGAGCUGAGCGGCGUCUCCCACAAAAGCUGACUUAUGUGGUUCGCUACUCUAGCUGGAUGGGAAGAUGUUGGACGUUACAAGAAGGAGCACUUGGCCGAACUCUGAUGUUUCAGUGUCAAGACACUGCUUGCCCAGCACCGGUGUGGUUGCGGGAUGAAAUCGAGCCUGCUGACGCACAAACACUUGUUGAAUCUCUGUUGAGUAGAUCAACAUCAAUGACAGCUGAUCUGGCCUAA